This is a messenger RNA of Camellia sinensis, 1885 nucleotides long. RefSeq names its product cytochrome P450 81Q32. NCBI's taxonomy places the organism in Eukaryota, Viridiplantae, Streptophyta, Magnoliopsida, Ericales, Theaceae. The record is from RefSeq and is a predicted model, not a curated record. Gene Ontology annotation, molecular function: monooxygenase activity; oxidoreductase activity, acting on paired donors, with incorporation or reduction of molecular oxygen; heme binding.
AACCGCUCGGCUUCACAAAAUUUUAAGUUUAAAGAAACAUAAACAAAAAAACAAAAAUUAAAACGAGAAGGAAAACACCCGAAACAAUAAAAGCACAUUUGAUUGGCAAGAAACCAAGGAGCAAAAACAAAAACACCCAAUACAAAACUAAACUCCUGGACCCAAUACUCGUGCAGGAGAGAAAGAAUGGAGGAAACAAACUGGUACACCAGAGCUCUCAUCAUUUUCCCUCUUCUCCUACUCUUUUUCAAGCUCUUCACAUCAAAACAAGAAAGGUACAAGAAUCUACCCCCAAGUCCACCUGGGCUUCCCAUCCUGGGCCAUCUCCAUCUACUAAAAGACCCACUUCACCAAACUCUUCAAGCUUUUUCAGACAAUUAUGGCCCCAUCAUCUUCCUCCGCUUCGGACCCCGAAAGGUCCUCGUCGUCACCUCUCCUUCCGCUGUGGAAGAAUGUUUCACCAAAAAUGAUAUCGUCUUUGCCAACCGCCCACGUAGUCCCGCCGGAAAACACCUCUCCUACGACUAUACCACAAUAGCUGCAGCCUCAUAUGGUGAUCUUUGGCGCAAUCUCAGGCGUAUUACAACCUUGGAGAUUUUCUCGAAUAGUCGAUUGGAGAGGACAUCUGGUAUUCGGGGGGAGGAAGUGAAGUUCUGGGUGAAUCAACUAAUGAAAAAUUGUGGUGAUGGUGGGUAUAGUAAGGUAAACUUGAAAAACAAGUUUUUUGGGCUCUCUUUUAAUGUUAUAACCAUGAUGAUCAUGGGGAAGAGGUUCUAUGGAGAGGGUGUGGAGGAUGUUGAGGAGGCCAAGCUCUUUCAAAAUUUGAUGAGAGAGCACUUUGAACUUGCCAACACAUCGAAUCCAGCAGACAUUUUCCCGGUCUUGCGAUGGGUGGAUUUUUUUGGGAUGGAGAAGAAAUUUGUAGCCAAUGCAGAGAAUAUGGACAAGUUUUUGCAGGAUCUAGUUGAUAAACGACGGAGAAUCAGUGCAUCAACAAAAACGAAGACACUAAUCGACAAUUUGCUAUCUUUGCAGGAAACAGAACCAGAGUUCUACACCAACAAUAUUAUAAACGGGAUUAUAAUGACAUUGCUAAUUGCUGGAACUGAGACUUCAUCAGCAACCAUGGAAUGGGCAAUGUCAUUACUUCUUAACCAUCCAGAUGUAAUGACAAAAGUUCAAGCAGAGAUAAAUGCUCAUGUUGAGCAAGACCGCCUCAUAAACGAACAAGACUUGCCCAAGUUGAAUUACUUAUCAAAUGUAAUCAAUGAAGCACUCCGAUUAUAUUCACCUGUCCCACUUCUACUCCCACAUGAAGCAUCUAAAGAUUGUACUGUGGGAAAAUAUGAUGUCCCGCGAGGCACAAUGUUGAUGGUAAAUGCAUUGGCCAUUCAUAGGGACCCUAAGUUAUGGGAAAAUCCAACAAUGUUUAUGCCAGAGAGGUUUGAAGUAGAUACUGCUGAAGAUGGGUAUAGGCUGAUUCCAUUUGGCUGUGGAAGACGUGGAUGUCCUGGGGCUAACCUGGCAAAAAAGAUGGUUGGGCUGGCAUUAGGAGCCUUAAUUCAGUCAUUUGAAUGGAAAAGAAUUGAUGAAAAUGAGGUGGAUAUGGCCGAGAGUUCAGGCCUCACCAUGCCCAAGUUGAAGCCGUUAGAGGCCAUUUGCAAACCACGUCCAUCCAUGAGCACACAAUGCCUUAUUUGAUCUUCUUUUUUUAUUAUUUAGUUUUACUGUAGAAAUAAAUAAAUUAUGUAGAGUUAAAAAUAGAGACAAUAGGGGGUGGGCUUCAAACCUGCUCUUGUAUCUAUUGUGUGGUUUAUUGUUUGUCCCUAAAAUUUCUCUUUUUCGUUAGUGGAAAUGAGUCAGUGAAGCUCAGCUUUUGUUUGCU